Scylla paramamosain (green mud crab) is the source of this 1665-nucleotide messenger RNA. RefSeq lists its product as uncharacterized. The record is from RefSeq and is a predicted model, not a curated record. Bases 97 to 1170 code for a protein of 357 amino acids. The transcript is spliced from 9 exons. NCBI's taxonomy places the organism in Eukaryota, Metazoa, Arthropoda, Malacostraca, Decapoda, Portunidae.
GCAAGAUAAGCCACUAGAGACCAACCUGCUUAAGAGUGAGGUAGAUGAGAACAGUGUCUGUGAACAAGGUUUAGGUGAUCCAAUUUAGCAAGCAUCAUGAAGGUACCUUUCAUUGCUAACCUGUGGUGCAUCUGUGUGAUCUUGCUGGCAACCCUGCUGAGUGCCACUAGAGGGGAAGAAUUCUUUAUUGAGGAGCAGAUCAAUGAGGGAAAAACAAUUGCUCGCGAGAAAAAUGAGAGUUACAUGUAUGCAGAGAAUACUCCCAUCCCAGACAACACUGAUGACGUGUUAGAGGCAAAAAACAUCUGCUCCAGAUAUUCCCCCAAGGAAGUGUUUCACACUGUCAUCAAUCCUCACCUUUUCAAGAUACUAGAUGAGAUGAGCACUUUUGUGGAGGCUGUGCUGCACCGGGUGGGACCGGCCUUGCACACCCUCACACUGCAUGUUGAUCAGUCUCCUAUAGGAAAGCUGAAGAUUGACGAGCUGUUUCUCGAUGUUCAAACCUUCAUGCUUGGCACCAUGAGGGACGUGUAUGAUGGUCUGAGGCAGGCAUGGAGGGAGCUGAUCAUUACUCACAUCAACAAGCCUUCCUUACCCCACCACACACUUGCUGCUCUUGCCCAUGUGGUGGAGACCCAGAGUGAGGGGCAGAAGCAACUAGUGGCAAGUCUUCAAGAGUUCUCCAUUAUCCUGAAGGCAGUAGUUUUCAACAGUAUCCAUGUCAUAGAGGCAUCCCUCAAUAUUCCCAACAACACAGGUGACCACGAGGCUGCCCUUGCCAUCAGCCAGAAGCUUCCCAAGAUUGCACCAAAUUUCUUAGGCACAUUGAUAUACAAGCUCCUGAAACGGGGCAGUGACAUUGGUGCCCAUGAGAAAAUCCUCACCAGUCCCCUGAGAUUCAUCAUGCCACUUGUUGAGAAGAUGCAUGCAGAACUGAAGGCAACCAUUGACAGGAGAGGAGGAACUGAAGAAGGGAAAAAGGAAGAGAAUGAAGAGGAGAAGAAGAAGGAAGAGGAGGAGGAGGCCAUGGAAGCAUUCUGGAAGGCUGCAGUAGAAACUUCCCACCAUCACCUUGAAGAAUGGCCGUUGCUGGAUGAGGACUUCCAGCUCAUCUACAGUAAUGAAGAAUACUUGUCUGAGGUGCUUCUUCAGCUGAUUAUCUCUUUCUGACACACACACACACACACACACACACACACACACACACACACUAGUUCAGUGACUAUCAGAUGCAUUGCUUGUCUCUAGUAAUUGAUGCCCAGCUUUUCAUUGCAACACCCCAGACUGACUCUGAAUUACACCAUGACCAGCCUUGUAAGUGGUGUGAAUAAGAGUGAUCUACUUCUCUGUGCCUUAUGUCUCAUUACCAACUAAACAAAACAGGAUCUCAGUGUCCAGCUUUAACAAUAAAUAAAUAGGUAAAUAGAUUCAUGAAGAUAAUAGAUGGAAAGAUAAGGAAUCAGGGCAUGUCAAAGGGAGGUCUCAGUAUCAAAUUAAAAAAACAGGAUUUCACAUUGCAGUUCUCAAUUUUGACAGUGAAUAAGUGGAUGAGUAAACACAUGAAGGUAACAGAUGGCAGGACAAGGAAUCAGGGCAUGUCAAAGAGAGAUCUGAGUCUGUAGAAGUGUAACCAUUGGGGAAUAAACUCAGGAAACUCCAUAUAAU